Molecule: messenger RNA, 4010 nt
Organism: Diachasmimorpha longicaudata
Lineage: Eukaryota; Metazoa; Arthropoda; Insecta; Hymenoptera; Braconidae
Gene: Ltl
Product: larval translucida
Exons: 8
Coding region: 259-2208 (649 amino acids)
Molecular function (GO): protein binding
Source: RefSeq, a predicted model, not a curated record
AGAAUCGACGAAGAUACUUGUCGGCAAUUGGUUGUUUGCGGGGGGUGCGCGCAUGGUCCGUUUCGGAAUCAUUGCGGAUGGGGACUUCUUGGUUGUUUGGAUGGUGAUUAGGAUAGUCGGUAGCAUAACGUUGACUAAGAGAGUACAAUUAUUCAUCGGUCUGUAUUGAAUAAUUUUUUUUCGGGGGGAGAGAGAGAGAGAGAGAGAGAGAAAGAGAGAGAGAGAUAAAAAAAUAUAUAUACAUAAGUUGUUGAUAAAAUGUCCGGUUUACUUUACACUCUACUCGGACUCGCUGCCAGUUCGAGUCUACAUUGUGCUGUUAGACGUGAGAUAAGUCCAUGUACAUGCAGACAGGAGGAUUUUUCAAGUCCAGUUAUUGUUAAUCCAGUAUCAGUAACACCGUCGAGUGAUCCUGGUAAUGUUGGUGGUAUUGUACCAAGUGGUAGUGUCAGUGGUGGUGGUGGUGGUGGUGGUGCUGGUGUUAAAAAUGUUAAUGCACAUGGUCAUGGUGAAAGAAUUGAAGUUGUGUGCGAGAGAAUGGAGUCAUUUGGACAAGUUGCUGAUGCACUCAGGGGUAAAUUUACUGCUGAACAGCAAAUUACACUCAGAGUAUCGCACUCGCAAUUGCGCGAUAUAUCGCGGCAUGGUUUCAAGGAGCUCAGAAUGUCGAUAACACGACUUGAGCUCAAUCACGAUCAUCUGAGUAAUGUCGAUGGUGAAGUGUUUGCUGGAUUGAGCCGCACGCAAUACUUGAGUCUAGCCGAUAACGAAGUAUUGUCGAUACCGAGGCAUAUUUUAUCGCAUCUGUCACUGCUUCGGACACUUGAUCUCAGUAGAAAUCGCAUCGGUCGCAUUGAUUCCGAUGAUUUUAAGUACAAUCCGACACUGCAGCAUCUGUCAAUGGCCGGCAAUUCGAUAUCGGAAAUGAUACCCGGUUCGCUUCCACCACUCGUUCGACAUCUUCAUGUCGGUAGAAAUCAUCUCAAUUCACUGAAUCGAACCCUCCGCGACUUGAACCAACUGGAGUGGCUAUUCCUAAACUCAAAUGAGCUCACCUCUUUGGACGGUGAGCUACCAGCCUCUGGACACAAUCUAAAGAUGCUCUAUGCCGCUGACAACGAAUUGACUCAUCUCCCAACGGAAUUUCGUUAUCUCCACAGACUCGAGACAUUAUUCCUCCAGCAUAACAACAUUCAUAGUCUCGAUGGAACUCUGCAGAAGGCGAGGCGACUAAAGUUCUUAGAGUUGUCUUACAACAACCUGCAAAAGUUAACAGAAGAAGAUUUCGUGGAGGCAGAGAUGCUUGAGGAUCUAGAAUUGGGUCAUAAUUCCCUGAAAUCAUUGGGCGGUGAUACAAGCAUUGGUGGUGAUGGCAACGGUAGUAACAGUGCUCUCUGGCCCCUGAGAUCAUUAAAGUGUUUAAAUUUGACCCACAAUGAGUUGAGUGAAUUUUCAUUCGCCUUGUUACGUGGUCUCAAGGAAUUACGUCUCCUCGAUCUUUCAAGUAAUCGAAUUGUCCGUCUCUAUCGUGGACCAACUGAGAAUCUCGUUGAAGAGGAGGGAGAGGAAAUACCUGGGGCUAGUGUCCAAGACAUGAGACUGCAGAAUAAUAUGUUGAGCAGUCUGGAGGGCUCGUUAUUCAUUGGAAUGCGGGAAUUGCAGAGGCUCAAUCUGAGUCACAAUGCACUGGGGCCAACCAUUGGACCACAAGAUCUGAGGGGCCUUGAGGGCCUGCGUGUCUUAGAUCUUUCUUAUAACAGACUUACGACACUUGAGGACACAUCAGAGACGUAUUUGCCAGCUCUGGAGGAGCUCAAUGCAUCCAACAAUCGUCUGAUAACACUAUCAGAAAGAGACUUCCGGGGUUUUCCAGGGUUAUGCUGGGCAGAUGUCAGUGCCAACGAAAUAAGAUCGCUGACACCGGAAGUUGUUGCCAAUACACGAUGCACGGUUCAUGGAGUGCCCGAUGUAUUACGUAUUUACUUACAAGAUAACCCAGUGCUGUGUGACGCCGGUCUGGCCGACCUAACGGUUGCACUGGAAGUCAACCAUGCAAAGGUCUAUGGGGUCACCAGUAACUGUCCAACGACGAUGAAGACACCAGCUGAAACAACAUCUACCCUGCCUCUGAUACCGCCUACCCUUUUUAUUGCCGCUGCUGCUGCUGCAUCUGGUGGUAAUGUAUCAUUUGCUGCGACACUCGAAUAAAAUUAUUUACUGACGCGAUGGGAGAAAUGGGAAGAGAUAAUCAAGCUUCAGUUUUCAGGGAUGUAAUAGUAAAUUAUCAGAAUUUCAUGUGCAACAAAAAUUAAUUCGACAGAAAAUUUUGUGGGAAAAAGGAACAGCAGAAAUUUGGAUUUUAGGAAAGUUUUUGGGCUGAAAUUCGUAGGUUUUUUUAUUAAAUGAGACGAAGGAAAGUCCAAACGAUGGUGGAGAUUCAAAUUUAUGUCGUGUGAAUGUAAGAAUUGUAGUUGGUUAUUAUUAUUAUUUAGGUACCAGGCAUUGUUGUAGACAUUGUAAAUAGUUAUCAUUUGUUCCCCUAUACAUGUUUAAAUUUAGGUUUCAGAUAUUAUUAUUUCAUAGUAUAAAAAAAUUUCACGUCUCUACUAUCCAGAAUGACGGAUAUUUUAGAAAUAAUUGAUAGUUAUUACGGAGGGAUCAGAUAACUCGAAGCCAGAAAAUAUUGUGAAUCAAUAGGUACAGUUUGAGAUAAAAAAAAAUUAAUGGGAGAGAACUCAUGACUGCAGGUCAACUGAUGAGUAAAAUGAAAUCUGUCAAAUUGAGACUUGUUCAAUUGUCAGUGGGCGAGAUGUAGUUGACCUCACUACUUGACCCCAUGCCCAUAAAAAUGAUUUGUUAUUGACUCGGGCAUUGCAUACGUAAUAUAUCAAUCAUAUAUAUUUCCAAUUAUUAAUAUUAUUUAUCAUUCUUCAUUCUUGUUAAUUCGUCACAGGCUAGAAAAUUGAAGAGUUGAAAAUUUUUGAGAAAUUCAUGGCAUAAACCACUAGCAAAAAAAUACUUUUGAAAUUUCUGGUACACUUCGUGAACAUUUUCAUAAAAUUGCAGUUUCGUGAAGGCAUUCAAUAAAAACUGAAUUUCAACCAGAUUAUUUCGCAAAAAUCAACAGACCUCAAAUGUCACUCGUCCUUCAACUUUCCUCACAAUGAAAUGCCACUCUCCCGAAAAUUACUAGUCAACUGUCCCUGAAAUUUCAAUAGUUUUCUAGCAGCGAUAACUGAUAUUAACAUGUACUGAAAAUAUGUCCUCAAGUCAUUCGGUAAAAGCCAUUCACUUAGGUAUUGAAUCAUAUAAUAUUCGUCAUAGUAUUCAAAUUAAAUCACAUAGUUUUAUUUCAUUCAGCAAUUGGGCUACAAAAGUGAAUGAUAUGACGAGGAAAAAAUUCAGUAAUCAUGAAUGAUCCGAUGAGCUUCAAUUAUCCACAAGUCAAAGUCAGACCCAUUGAACUGUUAAGUAUUGUAAGUCAAAAAAAAUUUAUUUCCUAGCGCUAACGAUCGUAAUACAUAUAUGCAUACAUUAUAUCCAUAAUCUGAUGACAAAUGACUCCAAAUGAAAUAUUUAUACUUAUGUGUGCAUAUAUUGAUACGAUAUGUAACAUUCUUAGCUUCUAAGUAAUUUAUCAACGCUGUGAUUUGCAGUUUCUUGCUUUUGUUUUUUUUUUUAAAUCAAUUUUCUUUUCUUCAAUUCAAAGGUUCAUGUUGAUGAUCGUUAAUGGAUCUCUAAGUCUAAAUAAAAAUUGAAUGGAAUGUGAAUCUAUUAUUGAUCUCUGAUAAUGGAGAGAUGAAUAAAACCUAUUAUUGCAAAAUAACGAUAAAACGUUAUAUUUUGAUAAGAAAAGCGUUCAUGGUUGAUCAGUGAAUUAAAUUUGACAUGUAUAUGUAACGAAUCGUGUGUUUGUGAACGUGGAAAGGAAACAAUGACGAGAGAAAAAAAAAACAAAGUUUCUAGAUAUCCUAAUUUUUAUCAAUAAAGGCUUUACUCUUCUAAAAAAA